Hordeum vulgare subsp. vulgare (domesticated barley) is the source of this 2057-nucleotide messenger RNA. Its product is annotated as CTL-like protein DDB_G0274487. Bases 228 to 1763 code for a protein of 511 amino acids. Gene Ontology annotation, molecular function: transmembrane transporter activity. Lineage: Eukaryota; Viridiplantae; Streptophyta; Magnoliopsida; Poales; Poaceae. The record is from RefSeq and is a predicted model, not a curated record. The transcript is spliced from 6 exons. Gene Ontology annotation, biological process: transmembrane transport. Gene Ontology annotation, cellular component: membrane.
CACUUGAGUCGCGCAACUCAAGUGGUCGCCGCGCCUCUCCAUCAUUUCGCAGUUGAGCCGCGCAAAGCCGUCGCCGCGCCUCCUGGAUGACCCAAAACGGUUACUGCGCUGCCGCUGUCAGAGCAGUUACCUACUCCACUCCUCAACGCUAAUCACCCUCUUCGACUCCAUCCAAUCCCCCCCUGCGCGUCCUGUCGCAGUCUCCGCGCGGAUCGUCGAUCGCCGCGAUGUCGUCUUCCACACCGCCCUCGUCGGACGACAGCGGGAACCCUAGCCCCCCGCCGCCGGCGCCCGCGGGGGCCCUGCCGAGAGCGGGGCCCAGGCGACGCUGCCGCGACGUCUUCUGGCUGGUCGUCUUCCUCCUCCACCUGCUCGUCUUCGGCGGAGCGCUCGCGCUCGCCGGCCUCAAUCGUUUCCGCGUAGCCGACCGCUUCAACAUCGACCGCUACGCCAACCACACCGCCGCCCCGCCGUCCGCCGUGGUCGCGCCGCCGGGGUCGGAUGUCGGCGUGUCCAAGGAGAAGGCGCUGCCUCCCGAGCUGACCGAGACGUACUGGAAGUACUACGGCGCCGCGGGGGCGGUGGGGACGCUGCUCGCGUGGUCCUGGCUGGCGGCGGCGGCCGGGAGGAAGGACGGGGGGAGGGUGCUCAUGCGGGCCGCUGUGCACAGCCUCACGGCGUACCUUGCGGUCAUCAGCGUGCUCUGCUUCUGGGGGAACCACUCCUUCUGGGGCGUGGCGCUCGCUGUAGGCGCUGCGCUCCACUUCCUCUACGUCAUGUCGGUGAUUGAUAGAUUUCCAUUUACAAUGCUAGUACUGCAAAAGGCAAUAAAGAUGGUCUGGGAACUUCGAGAUGUGAUGAGAGUAGCAUAUGCAUUUGUAUUGGUAAUGCUUUGUUGGAUGGCAUUAUGGUCCUUCGGAGUUUCUGGCAUUGUUGCUAUGCCCAUACCGAAUUGUGGGCAAUGGUGGCUUGUUCUGGCUUUAUCAGUCAGUUUGUUUUGGACUGGAGCUGUCCUUAGUAAUACAGUCCAUGUCAUAGUAUCAGGAAUGGUGUUCCUUGUUCUCAUUCAUGGUGGACAAGCUGCUGCGUCGAUGCCCCCCAAACCACUUCUAAAGUCACUUCAGUAUGCUGUUACAACUUCUUUUGGAAGUAUUUGCUAUGGAUCACUCUUUACGGCUGCCAUUAGGACUUUACGUUGGGAGAUUAGAGGGGUUCGUUCUAAAAUUGGCAGCAACGAGUGUCUGCUGUGCUGUGUUGAUUUUUUCUUUCACAUUGUGGAGACGCUUGUUCGUUUCUUCAACAAAUAUGCAUAUGUGCAGAUAGCUGUCAACGGACAGAGUUUCAAUCGUUCAGCUAGGGAUGCUUGGGAGCUUUUCCAGUCGACUGGCAUUGAAGCACUUAUUGCUUAUGAUUGUUCUGGUGCUGUUCUUUUUAUGAGCACAAUAUUAGGUGGGUUAAUUACAGGAACUUGUACUGGUGUUUGGACGUAUUUCACACAACGUGAUAAAGCAAUUAUGGUUGGCUCAACCUCUAUGCUGAUUGGCAUGAUACUGGUCGGGCUAACCGUCGUGGUUGUCGAAAGCGCAGUUACAUCGAUAUACAUAUGCUAUGCUGAGGACCCUCUUCUUAUUCAGAGAUGGGAUCCUGAAUUUUUUGAGCAAAUGUCAGAGGCAUUGCACCAGCGACUGCAGUACCGCAGCUCCCGAGCCCGCCAAAUACUCAAUGGUCGGCUUGAUCAUUUGCCAAAUACAUCAAGUAUUUGAAUCUCAUGUCAGGUACUUCAUUUUUGUCAAACCACUGAAUGGGCGGCAGCCAUUUCCAGAACAAGUAGUUUUGGAUCCUCCUGCCAUGAAAGUAUAGAGAACGAAGCGCCCCAGCAAUCUUCGGGGCCUUCAAAAGCAAUAUUCCCAGCCAGGCAGUCGUAUGUACAUUCUUUUCUUCUUUGCAUGGGGUAUGCUCAUAAUUAUGUAAAUUUGCAAUGCUACCUUUUGCUUGUUCUGUAGCGUGUCUGUCAGCAUUUGGCGGGGAAACAGAAAAGGUACCUCAAAUCUGUUUCA